Aspergillus sclerotioniger CBS 115572 is the source of this 1182-nucleotide messenger RNA. Its product is annotated as DUF866 domain protein. The transcript is spliced from 8 exons. The record is from RefSeq and is a predicted model, not a curated record. Gene Ontology annotation, cellular component: spliceosomal complex. Gene Ontology annotation, biological process: spliceosomal snRNP assembly. Bases 31 to 759 code for a protein of 242 amino acids. Lineage: Eukaryota; Fungi; Ascomycota; Eurotiomycetes; Eurotiales; Aspergillaceae. Gene Ontology annotation, molecular function: RNA binding; zinc ion binding.
CAGCAACCAAUAGCAGAAAACACAGCCAAGAUGCUCUCCCUCGUCCUGUCUGCUGAACUCACCGGCGUCACCGACCUCCGUCCCCAGGACACCGAGGACAAUCCCUACUACUACACCUUCAAGGUGCAAUGCACGUCCUGCCGGGAAACCCACCCCAACUGGGUCAGCUUCAACCGCUUCGAACAGCAUGAGAUCCCCGGCAGCAGAGGCGAGGCCAACUUUGUCUGGAAGUGCAAGCUGUGCCAGAAAACCCAUUCGGCGUCAAUCACUGCUGGACCUCAUGCCUAUGAGGCAGACGAGAAGCGCAAGGGCAAGACGGUGAUUGAAAUUGAUUGCAGAGGGUUGGAGUUUGUGGACUUCAAGGCUGAUGGUGAAUGGGAGGCCAAGGGUACUGAAUCUUCGUCAUCUUUUACGGGCAUUGAGUUUGCGGAUGGCGAGUGGUAUGAUUAUGAUGAGAAGGCUGGAGAAGAGGUUUCAAUCAAGGAGCUUAGCUGGCAGUUCAACCCAGUCAACCCCCGGCCUUUCCUCCAGGCUAGAGUCGGAACCGAGCUCGUCAUCCGUCUCAAAUGGGGCCAAACGGAAUACAAGGGCAAGCUUGAGAGCAUCGAUUCCUACAUGAACGUGCUGCUGCGGGAUACGGAAGAGUUCAUUGACGGAAAGAACACGGGAACACUCGGUCUGGUGCUGAUCAGGUGUAACAAUAUCCUCUGGAUGGGCUCCGCGGACAGUGUUGAAAUGACGGACCUGGGACUACGAUAGAUGGAGUCGUGACGCUAUACCAGGCAAUUGAAGACAUAUACCAAAUACUUUUCCCGCUAAGAUACGCGCACGCUGGAAAGGUGUUCAGGGAGGGGAUAUCGACGGAUUUUCAUGUACGGGUCAUAGCAAGCUCCGUCCUCUACUUUUCUUAUUUCUGGAACAAGGCGUUUUAUGAUGGCUUUCGAGGGUCGAUCUGGGGAAAUGCAGUAUGAACUGGUCGGAGCUUGCUGGAAAAUCUGACGGUCAAGGAUAUAAGAGACAAUACCUUUGGUUCUGGUUCCUACUAUCUGGCACUGGAUGUGAGCAUGCCGUGCUAGGUGCAGCAUGUGGCGAGUCAAGUGCCUCUUAAUGUUCCUGUCAAGUACCUAGCCACCUAGACAAAUAAGAUAAAUACAAACAGGCCCGAAAGCCAGACAUUCGCGU